Molecule: messenger RNA, 1070 nt
Organism: Striga asiatica
Lineage: Eukaryota; Viridiplantae; Streptophyta; Magnoliopsida; Lamiales; Orobanchaceae
Source: the annotation of a GenBank genome assembly
AUGAAAUGCAGGUAAUGAAUUUAUUUUUUCGCCUCGGCAAAUUUGCAGCUUAUUCCCGACUCACAACUCCCGAGAUAACCCAAUCGACUACCAAAUAACUCCGAUCCGCCGCGCCAUGCCGGUCUUCAAAACCCCCUUCAACGGCUACUCCGUCAAGUUCAGCCCAUUCUACGAGAACCAGCUCGCCGUCGCCACCGCCCAGAACUUCGGCAUACUCGGCAACGGCCGCCUCCACAUUCUCCAGCUCGGGCCGACCGUCACCGAGCGCGCGGCCUUCGACACCGCCGACGGCGUCUACGACCUCUGCUGGUCGGAAUCCCACGAUUCGCUCAUCGUCGCCGCCGUCGCCGACGGCUCGCUCAAGAUCUACGACUCGUCCCUGCCGCCGGCCGCCAACCCGAUCCGUUCGCUCCACGAGCACGCGCGCGAGUGCCACGGCGUCGACUUCAACACCGUCCGGAAGGACUCGUUCCUGAGCGCGUCGUGGGAUGACACCGUGAAAUUGUGGACCGUCGAUCGGCCAGCGAGCGUGAGGACUUUCAAGGAGCACGCCUAUUGCGUUUACUCAGCGGCGUGGAACCCUAGGCACGCCGAUGUCUUCGCAUCCGCUUCGGGUGAUUGUACCACCCGCAUUUGGGAUGUUCGCGAACCAGGUUCCACCAUGAUACUCCCCGCCCACGAAUUCGAAAUCCUCUCGUGCGACUGGAACAAAUACGACGACUGCAUCAUAGCAACAGCAUCAGUCGACAAAUCGAUCAAAGUUUGGGACGUGAGGAAUUACAGAGUGCCGGUGGCCGUGCUCAACGGCCAUGGCUAUGCCGUUCGGAAAGUGAGGUUUUCUCCUCACAGGGGAAGCGUGAUUGCUUCUUGCUCAUACGACAUGACUGUUUGUUUGUGGGAUUAUAUGGUUGAGGACUCUAUAAUCGGGAGAUAUGAUCACCACACGGAGUUUGCAGUUGGAGUUGAUAUGAGUGUGCUCGUGGAAGGGCUUUUGGCGAGUACUGGAUGGGAUGAGCUCGUCUAUGUGUGGCCGCAUGGUACGGACCCUAGGGCCUCGUGACAUGUGGCGU